CGCACAAGAACACGUCAUAGUUAACCCCACUGUGUGUCCGGUCAUGACCGAAACAAAGAAAACUGACUUCUCUGCCCGUCUCGGCGUCAAGCGAUCCAAACCCUCUUCUACCAAACCGCACACUCCCAUCAACGCUCCGCCAAAAGCCGCUACGGCGACAAGUUCGAAGCUAAAGAAGGAGGAGGUGCAGCGCCGCAAGAACCCUUUCAAUGAUAUGCUACACACCCGAACACACAGAGAAAAGGAUUCAGGAAGAAGUCCCUCCUCGAAGAGACUAGAAGCUAGGGAAGAGUCCUCGCGAAAGAGCGAAGAUGGAAGACAUGGAGCUGAGAACAUAUACGAUGCGCGCGCUGCGGAGAGGAUUGCUGACUUGGAAAGGGCUUUGGCUCUGAUGAAGCAAGAGCAGGAUUCUUUGAGAGAGGAUAUGCUCAAAAUGAGAGAGAAUGGGGUGGCAUAUCAGGAAACGACCGAAGAAUAUAGGCGGCAAUUAGCCAACACAUCUGCCGCGAUAUCUCAAAACGAAUUCUGGGGUAGUCCGUCUAGAUCUGGCAACCAUCUGAACAGCAAUCGUCCACAAAAUCUACCAGGCGCUUUUCAGACUGAUUCUCGACCCCCUUCGCGGUCAUCGCAAUCCGCCGCCAUGGAUAUAUUUGAAGAGGGGGAGCCGUCUCGCCAAACACGCCAACACCAAGAUGGCAGAAUAGAUCAGACCCAAGACCUUCGCUCACAAGUAGCACAGCUACAAGAUCAGCUCCAAACACAAGAACUUGCCAAUCAAUCCAAGUUUCGCGCCGAAGCCGAGUGGCAGGAGCUAACCGCUCGCCUGCAUACUGCGGAGAAGGAGUCGGAAGAACGCUUGCAACAGUUGCUUUCUCUCAAAUCCAGUAUCUCUUCUAUGACACGCAUGGAGGCGCAAUACACCGAUAGCGAGCUCUCGGAGAGCCUGUCGCAGUUGGCGAAUCGUGUACGCGAAUGGGUGAUAAGUAACUUUCGGAAGACAAAGAUAAAUUAUAGCAAUCUGACACCUGAUGUGACGAAAGCGCUUGAAGUCAUCUCACCGGACUAUAAAUCCAUUAACGAUCGGCUGGCAUUGUAUCAAGCGCUCAUAGCAAGCACCCUGAUGCAACUAUUUCGGGAACCUCUCGUCGUUGGCGUAUCAGAAAGCGGACCACUUGCUCCGCUAAGACAUGCAGCCAUUGUUAUGAAGCGUAAUUCGAGCGGAUACAGUGAAUGGCGUCGGUGUACAGUUCGCAGCCUCGAAGCGAUCGAAGGGGCCGCCAUUCAACAGGAGAGAGGCAGAGUGUUGCAUCGACUCGUGGAUAGCAUCUGCCUUCAGCUAUUCACUCUCACGUCUGCGAGUGCCACACCGCAUGCACAGCAGUCAUUGGAACACAUUUUGAACACGGCAGCAGAUAUUCGGCGCACCUUGCUGCUCCAGAAGGCAGAGUACAUCAUACACUUCUUCCGCAACCCGGAUAGUCAUAGCAUACGCUUCGAUGAGACCAGAAUGGAAUCCAUUCAUGAUAUUGAUGGGCCAGACGAAGAUGGAGUCAUGUCACUUGAUAGAGAAUUUGGUUUCUGCGUUUUCCCAUCCUUGGAGAAGUUUGGCGAUGAGCACGGGGACAAUGCCGACGUCAACAAUGUUCUGUUGAAAGCGCGAGUCUGCUGUGAACUCAGCUAG
Messenger RNA from Periconia digitata, 1681 nucleotides. The record is from the annotation of a GenBank genome assembly. Lineage: Eukaryota; Fungi; Ascomycota; Dothideomycetes; Pleosporales; Periconiaceae.